GGAGGAGUCCGGGGAUCUGACGCACUGAGCGGCUGCGCCUCGCUUCACUCCCUGCUGCAGGAAGAGACUCGGCGGUUCGGAAAAGCUCCAGAAACGGACCCGCCGAGGCGGACAGAGAGACCCGGAGGACGGCUGCUGCGGGCGAUGAGCUCCGCGGUGACGGCCGGAGGACAGCGGCGGCUCCGGGGCUCCUGUUCGGGCCGGACGCCGCAGCAGUGAGCUGCUCUCCGGGCUCAUUGUGUGCUGAGUGGCGCAGGAGAAAAGGAUGCCUCCGCGGCCGCGCACUCUGCUCCCGUUCCCGUCGAAAACCCGGAUUAUUUCCCGACACCGCCUGGAUCUUCCGUCCCGGACGGAGUGUGAGGUUUGUGCGGGGCUCCAUGAGGACCGUCCAUGAGAACAGGGAGGAGGAGGAGGAGUCCGGCCGCGGCGCCAUGGAGGACAAGGAGAGCAAUCUGCGGACGGCCCGGCUGUGGAGGGAUGCCGCCCUGCGCUCCAGGAAGCUGCGCAGCGACCUGCGCCAGCUCACCCUGUGCUCCAAAGACGACCGGAUCGAGCUGCCGGAGGACAUAGACGAGAUAGAGGCGCUGAACCUGGGCAACAACUCUCUGCAGGAGCUGCCGGACGGGCUGGGGUCCUCCCUCAACAACCUGCGCAUCCUGGUCCUCCGCAGGAACCGGUUCAGCGCCGUGCCCCGGGUGGUGUCAGAGCUGGGGCGGCUGGUGGAGCUGGACAUGAGCCACAACAGCCUGCUGAGCCUGUCGGAGGCGGUGGGUCAGCUGAGGGGGCUGAAGAAGCUGUGCAUCAGCCACAACAAGAUCCAGAACCUGCCGGCCCAGAUGGGAGCGCUGCAAUCCCUGGAGGAGCUGGACAUCAGCUUCAACGACCUGCGGGACCUGCCCAGCUCCUUCUCCGGACUGUCCAGGCUGCGGACGCUGGACGCCGACCACAACAAGCUCAACCAGUUCCCAGCAGAGAUCCUGGCCCUGGGCGAGCUGGAGGAGCUGGACUGUUCGGGGAACAAGUUUGAGGUGCUGCCGUCGGACAUCGUGAAGCUGAGCUCCAUCAAGAUCCUGUGGCUCAGCAGCCUUCACAUGUCCUCGCUGCCGGACUCCUUCUGCCAGCUGACCAACCUGGAGAGCCUGAUGCUGGACGGAAACAGCCUCACCUCGCUGCCCGCCGCCUUCGGUCACCUGCGGAGGCUCAAGAUGAUCAAUCUGUCCUCCAACGAGCUGCAGAACUUUCCUCAGGUCCUCCUGAACAUCACGGGGUUGGAGGAACUGUACCUGAGCAGGAAUAAACUGACGCACAUUCCUAAAGAGAUCGGCCAGCUGGUGGCGCUGGUGAACCUCUGGCUGGACAACAACAGCAUCACCUACCUGCCGGAUUCCAUCGUGGAGCUGGAGAAGCUGGAGGAGCUGGUCUUACAGGGUAACCAGAUAGCCAUUCUUCCAGAUCAUUUUGGGAAGCUGUCCAAGGUGAACAUCUGGAAGGUGAAGGACAACCCUCUGAUCCAGCCUCCGUAUGAGGUGUGCAUGAAGGGGAUUCCUUACAUCGCCGUCUAUCAGAAGGAGCUCGCCCACUCGCAGCUCGCCGUGAAGCCGCGACUCAAACUGGUUCUGAUGGGGAUUAAGAACGCUGGGAAAACUUGGCUGAGGCGGAGCAUGGUGAGCAAGCAGCAUGACGCCAGAGGAACCCAGGGAAACAAAGGCAUCGAAGUCACCAACUGGGUGGCGGACGCCGACCGCCGUCUCACAUUUCUGGUGUACGAUUUGUCAGGGAAGCAAAACUACGACCUCAUCAAACCCUUCUUCCUCUCUCCCGGUGCUCUCUACGUCAUCGUCGUCAACCUUAAAACGUAUUCUCCCAAGACCUUUUACGCCCACGUCGGGUAUUUCCUCCACCUGCUCUGCGCCAAAGUGCCCCACGCCGUGGUUUGUCUGGUGGGGACCCACGCCGACCUGUGUGGGGAGGUGGAGCUGGAGGAGAAGAGCCUGGACAUCCACCGGCAGAUCGGACUGCAGGAGCAGAGGGACGUUGAGGACCUGAGGUGUCUGGCUCAGCAGGUGGACCGGGCUCUGGAGCAGGGCUACAGCGUCCGCACCUCCAGCCCUCACGUCCUCUUCUACGGCGUCUCCGACCGCAACCUAAGGCGCAGGAAAGCCCAGCUGCAGUACAUGCUGAACCACCGACUGCAGAUCCUGUCUCCCGUCCUGAGCGUCAGCUGCACGGAGACGCAGAGGAACAUCCAGAGGCUGCGAGAGAAGCUCAUGUCGGUGGCCGACCACCGUGAGAUCUUCCCCAACCUCCACCGCGUGCUGCCCAAGUCCUGGCAGAUGCUGGAGGAGCUGCACUUUAAGCCCAAAGACCUGUGGCUGUCCUGGUGGGACUCGGCACGUCUGGGCCUGCAGGCGGGGCUCACCGAGGACCGGCUGCAGAGCGCCUUGUCCUACCUGCACGAGAGCGGGAAGCUGCUGUACUUCGAGGACAGCCUCACGCUGAAGGAGUACGUGUUCCACAACCUGCCGCGCUUCAUCGCCAUUCUCAACGUCUUCUUCCAGCGGGACGAGUCCUCGCUGCUGGACCGGCUGCUCUCCGAGGGGGAGCGGGGAGACAAGAGCCGGGUGAGUCUGGUGAUGGAGGACGAGAAGGGGGAGAACCUCAGGGUGACACACCUUCAGCAGCACGUGGAGGGCUUCCUGCAGCACGGCCGGCUGCCCUCCAACGUCAUCCGGCUGCUGCUGCGGCCGCUCAUCCAGACGCAGCAGGACCUGCACCUCAUCAUGGAGCUGCUAGAGAAGAUGGGUGUCUGCUACUGCCUCAACAAGCCCCGCAGCAAGCCCCGCAGCAAGCCUCUGAACGGAGCCACCGUGUGGUACAAGUUCCCCAGCUACGUCAGCAGCGAGGAGCCCCGGGCCGAGGCGGCAUCCAGCGGCGGCUCCCUGCCUCACUUCUUCUCCGUGGAGCAGCUUCACAUCCAGUACAGCUUCCCCUUCCUGUUUCCCCCUGGACUGUUCUCACGCUUCAGCGUGCAGAUCAACGGCCACGUGGUGCAGCGCUCCGACGGACGCCACCAGAUCUUCGCCUAUCGGGGAAAAGUCCCCGUGGUGAUCAGCCACCGGCCGUCCAGAGGGAGGCCGCAAGCGGAGACGCUGUCCAUCGCCAGCCACGCCUCGCUGCCCAACAUCUGGACAGCAUGGCAGGCUGUGACGCCGCUGGUGGAGGAGCUGAACAUGCUGCUGCAGGAGUGGCCCGGCCUCCACUACUCCGUCCACAUCCUCUGUUCCAAGUGCCUCAAGAGAGGGUCGACCGACCCCCACGCCUUCCCAGGUUGUUGAACUAAACCACCGGCUGAUAUAGAUUCUACAGAAACCUGCAGCUUCUGAUGGACUGACCCAGAGGUGGAAAUAUGAAUACAUGUUUCUACAAACAUUCUAGGAUUUCAAACUUUCCAACGAGUCCUUGAACUACUCGUCUGUGAUGCGUUCAAGUGUCAGAAUAAUGAGUCCUUAAGUUUCACCAGAAUCACAUCAAAAUAUGAGUCAAAGUCAAACAUUUAAUGAAACCGUGAGGCCUUCACGGACAGAAAGAAAGUCCGUCCUUUCAGAGAGAAGUUCAAAUUAGGUUUUUAUUCUCUGGUUUCCAUCAUUCUAACUGACAGAGGACUUCUCUGAGUUCUCUGUCUUCAUGUUCUGGUUCCUCAGAGCUGCAGGACUUUAAAUGAUCCAGGAGUUAAAAAUGCUGCUCUGGGUUUCAUCUCGUUUUUUUAUAUUUUUUGUAUUCUUGUGGUUCUUUUAUCAUUUUUGGGUUCAUUUAGUCUCUUUGUUUUGUUUUUGUCUUGCUUUGUGUCCAAUUGUUUUCAUUUAUAAGUAAACUUUUAAACAACUAAGACUAAUUUAUGUCAUUCUGGAUGGAUUUUAAUCAGAUUCUGAGAUGUUUCAGACCAUCUGUUAGUCAUUCUGGACCAUUUGAUUUUCUCGUUUUAAGAACUUUUUGUGUUUUUGCACAAAAUGUUGAUUUUUUUUGAGGUUUUCAGUAAUUUUAGACAUUUUCUUAUUCCCUUUAGAUGAGUUUUAAGUCAGUUUGGACACAUUUUUGUCAUUUCAGACCAGAUUUAGUGAUUUUAACUACUUUGGAGCUGAUUUAUGUAAAUUCUGAUUUAUGUAAAUUCUGGGACCAUUUAGUCUCUGUGGUGUUUUUUAAGGAACCAAAAAUAAUAUUGUGUCACUUGGACAAUUUUUAAACUAAUUCUGAGAGGUUUCAGACCAUCUGUUAGUCACUCUGGAGGAUUUUAUUCUGUCAUUUUAGACAUUUCAUGUCAUUUAAGACAUUUUGUUGUAUUUUUUUGAUGUUUGAACAAAAUUUUGGGUAAUUUUGGGCAUUUUUUAAGUUCCUUUAGACAAGUUUUAAGUCGGUUUGGACACAUUUAUCAUUUCAGACCAGAUUUAGUGAUUUUAUCUACUUUGGAGCUGAUUUGUGUGAGUCCUGCUGAUAGAAGACGUCUCUGAGUUCUCUCCUUCAUGUUCUGGUUCUUUAGGACUUUAAAGUGAUCCUCAGUGAGUUCAGACGGAUGAAAUUUAAUAUAGUUCUUCUUGUCUGA
Amphiprion ocellaris (clown anemonefish) is the source of this 4597-nucleotide messenger RNA. RefSeq names its product multifunctional ROCO family signaling regulator 1 (gene mfhas1). The transcript has 2 exons. The record is from RefSeq and is a predicted model, not a curated record. NCBI's taxonomy places the organism in Eukaryota, Metazoa, Chordata, Actinopteri, Pomacentridae. Bases 378 to 3335 code for a protein of 985 amino acids. Gene Ontology annotation, molecular function: protein binding.